AAAAGAGAUUGUGCGGGAUUGAAAAAACAAAACCCAGCACCAGAAAACCCCCAAAUCAAUUGGGCGGUGACGCAAAACCCAGCCACUCAACCCUUGCAGCGCCGGCGUAAUCGCUUAUACCCUCACCGUCGACCACCGGCCUGCUCUUUCAUCUCUGUUCGUCAGCGGGACCAGCACCUCAGCCAGCCACCAGCACGAAGCAGAGUAACCACGAAGCAUCCCACGCAACACUUGCGUGAUCCCGCGCGCUUUCCUUGCUUGUGCAGCCUUGCUCGACAACCCAGAACCUCUCGCCCUCCCUCGCAGCAGGCCACAUACGCCAAAACUACCGCCGCAACACUUGCUUACCCGUUUCCCCCACUCGAUUCGUGCAACAAUUUGCGUGGAUUUGCAUGUAAAGGUUGAGUGAGAGACAAUAUGGGAAAAGAUUCAAAGAACAACAGACAACCUUCUCACUUGCUCUUAAAAGAUCAAGCAAAGAAUCGGAUUGAGGAUCUUCAGUCAGUGAUCAAUGAAAUUCAGGUUGCCAGGAAGGAGAGUCGGGCUGGUGACGUUGUUACACUGGAAGAGCAAGUUAACCAAAUACUUCGUGAAUGGAAAGAUGAUCUUGAAAAAUCAACCCCAGCUUCUUCGUUGAAUGAAGACAGUCUUGGGUCAUUUUCUAAAGAACUUGGUCAGCUGUUGCAGCAGUUUGAUGUAGAAGAUGAUGCAACAAGUCCAUUAACAGUACCACAUAACAUGAGGCAUGGUGAUGCCACCGGCGCUUUUGCGGUGUCAAACUCUGGAAGAGACGAAGAGGUCUGCUACUUGAAUUUUACACCUCAGCAACAAAAUUUUCAAGGUUUUCAGGAUCAUACACCUCAGCAGCAUGAAUUCCAAGGUUUUCAGAGUCAUAUACCACAACAUGAGUUUCCUGGCUUUGACAGUCAUCCACCUCAGCAUCAUGAACUUCCAGGUUUUGAGAAUCAUAAGCCAGAGUCUCAGGACUAUCAAGGUUUUGAGAAUUGCAAUGGUGUUGCGACUACUGUGCAAGGUAGUAUGAUCAAUAACUUUGAACCUUCAGAUGUACACAACAUGGUGCCUAAUAACUUUAGUAUGAUGACUCAACUGGAUUUCCUCCCCUUGGAUGAACACCAGAACCUUGACAGUGAGAUAUUUAUCAGUUCGAGUGGUAUUGAGAAUUGGGGAAUGGAUGUAUUUUCUGAUUUCUCGUCAAAUGUCAACCCUCCACCAUCCGCAUUCUUAGGACCAAAAUGCGCCCUAUGGGAUUGUGUAAGACCUGCUAAGUCAACAGAAAUUUGUAGAAACUAUUGCAGUGGAUUUCAUGCGGAGUUAGCAGUAAAGGAAUGCCCUCCAGGAAGUUGUCCUAUUCUGAGGCCUGGAGGUAUUGGUUUGAAAGAUGGUCCACUUUUUGUAGCACUCAAGUCAAAGCUGGAGGGAAAAGAUGUGGGCAUCCCAGAAUGUCUUGGUGCUGCUUCUGCAAAAUCUCCAUGGAAUACUCCUGAACUAUUUGAUAUUUCCAUAUCAGAAGGUGAAAAGAUAAGGGAAUGGCUGUUUUUUGAUAAACCUAGAAAAGCAUUUGAGACUGGAAACAGAAAGCAGAGGUCGUUGCCAGACCAUGAGGGGCGUGGUUGGCAUGAGUCAAGGAAGCAAAAUGCAAAUGAAUAUAAUGGGCAGAAGAGGUCUUACUAUGCUGAUCCCCAGCCACAAAAGGAGUUAGAAUGGCAUUUGUUUGAGUACGAGAUUAAUAAGUGUAAUACAAUUGCAUUGUACCGUUUAGAACUAAAAGUAGCAGAGGAGAAGAAGAGUCCAAAGACAAAAGUAACAACAAAUGAUCCCCUUGGUGAUCUACAAAAGCAGAUGGGUAGGCUUACAGCUCAAGGAUCGGCUGAGAACAAGCGCUCUGGGAAGGGCAAGGCAAAGGUCAAUGUGAACUCAGACCAUGGAAAUGGAAAUGGAAAUGGAAAAGGUGAAAGACAUUUCACUGACAAUGAGUGAAGGACUAUUGAAAGGAUAUACUACUUGGUAUUAUCUUAAAUAUUAACGAAUUUACUGACACUAUUGUAAUUUUUAUCAAUAUAGAGAUAGAGAUGUAGUUAGGACUAA
This is a messenger RNA of Spinacia oleracea (spinach), 2106 nucleotides long. RefSeq names its product transcription factor VOZ1-like. Gene Ontology annotation, molecular function: sequence-specific DNA binding. Gene Ontology annotation, cellular component: nucleus. NCBI's taxonomy places the organism in Eukaryota, Viridiplantae, Streptophyta, Magnoliopsida, Caryophyllales, Amaranthaceae. Gene Ontology annotation, biological process: positive regulation of long-day photoperiodism, flowering; positive regulation of DNA-templated transcription. Bases 418 to 1998 code for a protein of 526 amino acids. The record is from RefSeq and is a predicted model, not a curated record. The transcript is spliced from 5 exons.